UUGUAGCUUGCGUUAUAACGGGAAAGGACGUCAAAAUGUGGAGGUCUUUGGUAAUAUCCUGGUUUGUGCUGAUGUAUUGGAGAUCGGGAAUUCAAGCAGCGGAAAUACGAUGUAAUCGUCCAAAUGAGCACUACGAGUGUGGCAGUUCGUGUCAAACAACUUGUGCCAAGCUGGGCACCGCGUGCCCCAUUGUCAACAAUCGAUGCAAAGAUGACUGUUACUGUAAUGAGAACUAUGCAAGAGACGCCAACGGGACCUGCAUACCUGAAGCACAAUGUCCACAAAAUUCGACAAGAACACGAAGAACUCGACAAGUUUUACAAUGUAAUCGUCCAAAUGAGCACUACGAGUGUGGCAGUUCGUGUCAAACAACUUGUGCCACGCUGGGCACCGCGUGCCCCAUUGUCAACAUUCGAUGCAAAGAUGACUGUUACUGUAAUGAGAACUAUGCAAGAGACGCCAACGGGACCUGCAUACCUGAAGCACAAUGUCCACCAAAAUCGACAAGAGUAGCAACAACUCGCCGCCGAUCUUGCCCAUCAAACUCCCGCAGAACUGGCCGGUCUAGUAAAUGACAUGACGACACUCUACUUUAUUCUGCAGGGUAUAAUACGUUUACAAGAUUAAUUUAUUGUUAAAUACCGUCGACUAGUUGAAACUGCGUUCUAUCACAAAUCAUUUUUAUCUCACAAUUUUCUUGCAAUUUUGCAUCUUUAUAGUUAAUUGAUGUAAAAGCUAAUGCUACGUCCUACGUGAGCGAUCUAGAAGCAAAUGUGAAGCGGUGUCGCGCGGACGCGAUUAGUUAGUUUAAUAUUUUCGUGCAAACUAUCAUAUUUGGAUGUGGUGCUGUCAAGUUUUUGUUUGGUUAUAAUGACGGAAACAAAAAUGAAAAGAAACGAGUCGCAUGCACGUGCCUACUCCGUCGCACUGCAUCGCAUGGAGUUUGCUUAUCAUCGCUUUAUAAUUGCGUUCGCUUUUAAAUCGAUCAGGGAGUGGUGAUUCUCCAAAAAAAAAACAAAAAAUUAACGGCGUCAUUAUCCUUAAGCCACAGUUAACAAU
Messenger RNA from Spodoptera litura, 1059 nucleotides. The record is from RefSeq and is a predicted model, not a curated record. Lineage: Eukaryota; Metazoa; Arthropoda; Insecta; Lepidoptera; Noctuidae.